CGCUUUGACAUGGUGGCAACGUUUCCUCACGGAAGCGUCAUGCCGCAUUGUCCUGGCGAACGACAUGUUGAAGGCACUCUAUUUGCAACUGAUUGGAGGAGCGCAGGCAGGGAUGAACCACCUGGCGGCCACCCACAAGUGCACCAUCGCCGAACUCCACACGCACAUCACGUGGAAGGAGUUCGAGCAGCUAUGGUUCACCCGGUUCAUGGUCCGCAACGUCGUGAAGGCGGCCAUGAAUGAGGUGUACACAUGCUCUCAGGGGAACAUGCCAACUGGAGACUGGACAGCGAAGUGGCAAAAGAUAGUGACCACACCAGGCUUCGACUUGACGUUUCCAAAUCAACGAUCCGAGUUCUUCUCGCGAUCAUGCGCGGGAUUGCGGUCGGCACUCGGUAAUGAGUACGACUCUACCACAUUCCAGGCCAUUCUGGAUCGAGCGAACUUGGUCAUCCAAACGGACGACAAGGCCGCUAACGAGAGACAAUCCCAGACGCAUUAUGUGGCUAAGCAAGCCUAUCAACGUCCGACACAUAACAAUGCCGUGAUUUCUGAGGAAACCGACGACCACCACGCUGCAGCAGCAUCCUCGGGUGAUGGAGGAAUUGUCGCAGCGCUCCCGCCGAAGCGUCCCAAGAGAGUUCGUAAGAACAAGGCGACACAAGAGACGGCAGCGACGGGAGCUGGGCAGAAGCCAUGGACGACAUAUAAGAUCACCAAGGAGGUUUAUGACCUGCGUCAGAAGUACGGAUACUGCCUUUGGUGCAACGGAGUCACUCCUGUGACCGCACAAUGCCCCGAAAAGGGCAAGGCACGCGUGUAUGACAUUCUAUUCAAGCUUACAGAAGAACGAGAAAGUAAAGUGCGGGAGGCAGCAAAUAGCCUAUUGAUGCUUCUUCCGACACACCCAGGAAUGCUGGCCGAUUUUCAGGCGUUGACCGAUGUGAAUACGAUGGAGGAAGCAAAGGUCAUCCUAGACACGCUCUUUGGAGCACGCUCUCGGCUUCUCUACACUCUGCAGGUUCUAGAUGGCAUCUUGAUGCCUGUCAAUCGGCCAGUAACUGAAAAGACGCACAGGUUCCGGAACUACUUCAUGAAUUUUGGCGGAUUCCCGUAUGUACUCGCUGUUUUUCAACACAAGGCUUUACCAAAAUCAGUGGAUGACCAGACACGGAGAGGUUGCUAUGCCAGUGCUCUCCGGCUCCUGAAGUUUCUUAUACGCAAGUUUAUGCCAUUUAGUGAAACAAGCAAACACCAAGAUAUUGGAGCUGUCCCAGGGAUAGGAGGCACUGGGGGCAAAUGUUUGAUAAGGGCGGAUGGGACUGUUGUGGUUGAACGGAGCAAAGAGGUGGCCAACGAAGAGGUUACCUCCAUAACUGAGAACAGCAAUGGUGCCAUUGAAACUGAUGUGCGUGUGGUUGCAGAGAAAACUGACAAGGUGGAUGAUCCCGACAGGGAUGGUGCAAACGAGGAGCAUUGCAAAACAGGAAUGACAGUUGAGGAGGACGGCGCCUCUGUGAUGAGCCAGGACUCGCUCAUGGAGCAGGUGGUUGCCUGUCUCACUCGCCUAACAUGGGCUACUGCCCUUGGGCAAAUUUCUGCAAUGGGAGUUGAUGGACCCGUAUCUGCUGUUAUCCAGAAGCCUUGCCAACAAAUGAAGGGGGAUUCAACAGGAGGCCAACCGAUGGAGGGAAGUGAAGACAUCAAUCACGAGGAUGCCUAUCUCUGCUACGAGGCAAUGGAUCUGCUGGUUGUUUGCCUUGGCAUGAAAAAGUCAUUAAUGACAACCUUCUUUUCAUCAGAUCUUGUUCAGCAGUUCAUCGUGGAUAUGGUUCUUCAUUCACCUGAUGAAGGCAUCAGAUAUAAGGCAGCUGAGAAUUUUCUACAACUCAGCUCAGUGCCAGUUUCUUCCAGUGAGAAAGUUCCACUGGCACAUAAAUAUGUGCUCGCUGCGCUGCUAGGAGCAAAAGAAGAGGCAAACAAGCAGCCACGCCAAUGCAUCCAUUACUGGGAAUUGCUUUGCAGGCUUCUGUGUGGAAUACAUGGGCAAGAGGAGAAAGAAAUGGCCGAAAAACAGAUGAUGGAUGAAAUCAAGUGGUUGCAGUCUGCACCGACAGUCAUUGACGAAAAGAACAAGCUUCUUGAAGGUCAUCUCCUUCUCAUUAGAACCCUUGUUGAGGUUCUCGAUUGUCGUAUCAUUGGAUCUAGUCGAUGCCCGGGAGGCAGGGGCCUGGUUGAACAGUUGCUGAAACAGUUCUUGUUCCCUGAAGCAGUCGUGCUCAUGGCAACACGAGGGGAGGGGGGUGCCCUCGACCUCACAGGCCUCGGGUCGGGGAUUGUCCCCGGGAACAUACAUUUUGGUCAACUGGGGUCCAACUUGGAAGAGAAUGGUUUUUUGCAUGCGAAGUGUGGCACCAGAAGUAGCAGAAUGAGUGCAUUCGAGCUUCUUGUUUGCUUAGGGACUCACUGUCUCGACAAUAUGAGGGAGAUUGUUGACCUGCUGUUGCGGAUGCACUUCACAUCAGAAAUACCAGAAUGGGAACACUUGCCAUCCUACGGAAGGAAAUCUGUUGGCGGUUAUGUGGGGUUAAAAAAUGCGGGAGCCACAUGCUACAUGAACUCUGUGUUUCAGCAGCUGUACAUGCAACCAGAUGUGAGGCGUAGCAUUCUUGCUUGUGAGGAAUGUUCGGAAUCAGAGAGGCCAGAGUCUGUUUUUUUCCAGCUACAGGCAAUGUUUGGCGCCCUUUUGGGUAGCAGUCUUGACCAUUACACCCCACAGGGCUUCUGGCUAGCAUACAGAGACUAUGAUGGGCUGCCUAUCAAUUUGCGGGAGCAUCAAGAUGCGUUCGAGUUUUUUAAUCGAUUAUACGACCAAGUAGAUGAGACAUUAAAAGCAACCAGACACGAGCCAACACUGACCAAGAUAUUUGGUGGGACCUUUGCCCAGCAGGUCAUUUGCAGAGGUUGCCCUCAUAGGAGUGAAAGGGAGGAGCCUUUUGCAGCCAUCAGUGUUGAUGUGAAGAAUAAGCGGAACCUACUCGAAUCCCUGGAAUCAUUUGUCCGUGGUGACUUGCUCGAGGCAGACAAUGCUUACUAUUGUGAGGAGUGUGGGGUGAAAGUGGAUGCACUGAAGCGUGUGUGUGUGAAGAACCUUCCACAUGCUCUAGUAAUUCACUUGAAACGGUUUGACUUUGACUACGAGAGCAUGCAAAGACUGAAGCUAAAAGAUCGCUUUGAAUUCCCAACUUUUCUUGACAUGAAGCCAUAUACUGUGGAGGGGCUCACACUGAAGGAGAUGCAGGCAGAACGUGCAGCGAGGUUACGAAGUGGGGAUGCAGCUUGCGUUUCAGUGGAUGGAAGCGUGGACUCUUUACGGGAGAGUCAGCUCAUGGGGGAUGUAGAUACUGUGGUGGACACCGGGUCUGACCAGGUUCUUAUUCUGGAGCGCCCCAGCUGGUAUUACAUGUAUGAGUUAAUGGGUGUUGUGGUUCACUCUGGAACUGCCUUUGCAGGCCAUUACUACUCAUACAUCAAGGAAAGAGAUGGUGAUGGACCUUUGAAUUGCCCGGACCACCCUGGUGGCAGGUGGAUGGCAUUUGAUGACAAAAGAGUGGAACCUUAUGACAUCAGCGACCUCGAAAAAGAUUGCUUUGGAGGAAAGUACACUGUGGAAGUCUAUGAUAACUUCCUGAAGACAACAUCACCACAGGAAUUUGAUAGGCCAAACAGCGCAUAUAUGCUGCUGUAUGAGAGGAGGCCUCAAUCUUCGGAGGUAAUACAGCCUGGAUCUGCUGCUCCCCACUCAGCUGUGUGUGACAAAUUUUUGUCUUUUGAAGUCUUUGUGGUGCACCAGCAUGGUGCACGAUGUGGUGUGGUGCCCGAUGCGCCAUGAGCCCAUUCUGGAUGCCCGCACACCAGGAAAAGUGAUUGGACAUCAAUGGUAUUGGAAAGAAGCCAAAACAAAACCUAUCCAAAUACAAAAAAUGAAAGGUAACUUGUCACUGUAAAACUAUAAGGAAUCAUGCCAAUAAGAUUACAAAACAACAAAAAAGUAAAAGUUACAAAGAUGAAAGGAAAAAAUCGUUGUUUAACUGCUGGUACACCACUUAUUUGUUCAUUGACUAAGUUUAGAACGAAUUCAUAAAUCAUUUCAACAAAAGAUUGCCAAGCAUUGGGUACCAAAUGACCUCCAUUCAUGGUGACAAAAUGAAAUAAAGCCAAAAGU
Molecule: messenger RNA, 4225 nt
Organism: Chara braunii
Lineage: Eukaryota; Viridiplantae; Streptophyta; Charophyceae; Charales; Characeae
Source: the annotation of a GenBank genome assembly